Symbiodinium sp. CCMP2592 is the source of this 870-nucleotide messenger RNA. The record is from the annotation of a GenBank genome assembly. NCBI's taxonomy places the organism in Eukaryota, Dinophyceae, Suessiales, Symbiodiniaceae.
AUGGACGGUUUCCUCGAGAUCAUUGACGAGUUUCAUCAGCAGCAGCUUGCUCUUGCAGAAGAGCAACAUGCGGCACUGCGGCAAGCGGUCCUGAGUCACCUUGAAGGGGAGUCAUUGGACGCGAAACCUGUGGCAUCUCCGGUUCAUGACCCUGCCCGGCUACAGCUGAGUGCAACACAGCUCACCUCACAACCAGCCCUGCAGAUCGAUGACCCGGACCCGUGCCCUUGCAGCCCUGUAGCCAGCCGCGGAGUGCACCAUGGGUGUGUCCGAUCUCGAGCUUCGAUUCUCCGUGGAUGGCUUUCCUUGUCUUCGAAGGCGGAAUCGGAGAAGAUGCUGCCCCAGGUCGCGCCCAGCGGUAAAAGUUUGGAUCCCAUGGCCCGGAGGCUUCGAUGCUUGGAUAGAGCCGCCGCGAUUCUUCUGUUCCUCAAUGGCGUUUGCAUGAUGGUGGAGCUGGAGCUGGAAGGGCGGGCAGCAGCUGAAACCUUGUCGAACAGCGACACGAGCCAUUGCGUCUUCCUUGCCUGCCCUGGAGAACUGCACUCGCUUGGGCGACUCAUCGCUGGAAUGUUCGAUCUUCUGUUUUUCCUGGAGCUGCUGGCCCGUCUGGCAUUGGAGAAGGGGAAGGUUUACAUGGUGCCCGCGAUUUGGUUUGAUGCAAUCCUCGCAAUUGCUGGCAUGGUACACUUGGUCUUCCUCGUUGUCAUUGAGUUUGGCGAGGUCACUGCAGGUGCACCCAUUAUGUACACCGUUGUGGUUGUCCGAGCAUUGCGUGCCAUACGUCUUCUGCGGGUUCUUCGCUUCUGCCGUGGUCUCCGCAUGUUCCUGUCGGCGUGCAGCUUGACUGUCCUUGGUAUGUCUUUGUCUUAG